AUGCAAAUGAACAUCACCACCGCUCCCGAUGGUGCCAAGUCUUCGUUGCCGCCUGGAAAGGCUCCGAUGCAUCCUGCAGCAUUGAAGCGCUUCCCCACGCUACGGAAGAACUCGUUCCUGUACCAGCUCCAAGACCAGAUUCAAAUCCAUCGAGAGAGUGAACCGCAGCGUCAGCGGCAGAAAGAGGUGAAGGAGAUUUACCGCAUCUUGCAACGCGCCCCGGAGGCUCGUGAGGCGCAUGAGAUCGACACCCUGUACGACUGGGUGCUCAAGAACGGGAGCACGAACAAGAUCUUCCAAGGCGCACAAGAGAUCAUUUGCAAGACGAUUUGUCGCGAGAUGACGCUGUUGGAACUGCCGGCUAAAGGCGCCGUGUGCUACCAAGGUGACUACGGCGACACGUUCUACGUCAUUAUCUCAGGCUCAGUGUCGCUUUUCAUCAACGCAAAGCCAAAACCCAGACUCAUCCUCGAGGAGAACAACAACAACAAUUCCAAGUCGUAUUCGACCGACGAAGAAGAGGUGAAGCUGCAACCGGAUCAAUACGGGAUCUUCAUAAAGCACAUCACUGACGGCGGCACUUUCGGCGAGUUGGCAGUCAUGGACCCCACGGCACGACGGUCGUGCACCAUUAUCUGCGACGAGCCCACGUCUUUCAUCUGCUUGAAGCGAGGAGCGUACCAGCGGCUGAUACGUAUCACUAACUCUUCGCAGCUUGACUUCACGCAAAUCGAGUUCUUGGAGACCUUGCACUUCUUCGACGGGUGGCCUCACGGCGAGCUCACGCGGCUGUCUAAUCGCCUGCGCCAAGUGCACUACCCAGCUGACAGCUACCUUACUCGCAUCGGUGCUGACGCCAACGUGGUCUUCUUCAUCUACGCGGGUAUGGUCCAGGAAACCGUGCCGAUCAUCCAACUGCUUAAUGAGAACGGCAGCGUCCAGCGCUGCGCAGAGCUUGAAAGCAAUUUGGCGAGGCGAAGAGUGCAGGGACUGGGAGGAAAGAGGAUAAGUUCGCAACAACGACGUCGGACAGAACUCGAGCUGAGUUUGUACCAAGACCAUGACAUCUGCGGCGAGUACCCCAUCUUCUUUAACAGGUCGACGUGCAGUACAGACUUACUGGCAGAAACCUGGAAGGAGCUGUUCUACAUGCACGCACUGGACCACAUUCGAGACUCGUUCAAUAAGUUUCGCAAACUGGCUGAUGCUCGGGAAAACUGGAGGAAAACGCGCGUCAAACUUGCGCUUGCAAACCCAGGCUUGAUUCUCACUAUCUCAACGAAAGCCAUGAUGCAAGAUGGAAAAUGUCUCUGUGGCUGGUGCGGAAACCAAGAUCACACGACUGGGGACGCGAGUUGUCCUGGACUGGCAGCAUCGAAGAAGAAGCUCGAGGACCGACAAAAGAAGGCGAAUGCGAAGAAGAACAAACUGGCGGCAAAACUGCAGAAUGCAAACGACAGCAUUCAAGCAGCUAUGACUUUGGCUAGCUCCGCUGGAGAGUCUGUCCCGCUGAAGACGAAUGUUGAGCCGGCAACUGGUGGACCAAUUCAGCCAACGCCUCCGAGUAUCUCUGCCCCACGACGACUUCGCAGUCCAAGCAUCAAGAUCGCAGCUCAAAGUGAAACCCGCGCCAAAACUCCGGGUACACCCACUCGCGUCGUUGCCAACCGAAAACUCGCCAUCUCCGACUUUCCAAGGCUUCUCAAGGCGUCUAACAGCCUCUACGCAAAGUACCAAGACUCUCCUGAAGGCAAAAGCGAACAAACAUUACCCGCCAUAAAGGUGGAGGACGUGCGGAAAGGUGCAUUCACGGAGGGCUUGGCUGACCAAUACAAACACGAGAUGGUGCGGAAGGUGAAAAGACUGUCCUCGAUGGAGCAGUACAUCGGUGUGCGCUUCAAGGUUCUUGGAGACAUCACGGCUGCCCAAGAAGGUGGCGACUACCACGAGCACUGCCGGCUUCCUCGUAAGCCCAAGAUUCCAAAACCCAGUCGCCGGUUAGUGAACCCGAAGACGAAGCAGCCUCGACCCGACCGCUUCAACAGGAAAAUUAACCGCAUGAUGAGGAAGAUCUGGAGGAAAGAUCACCCGCUGCCGGUAGUCGAAGAAAGUCUGCGAGAUCCUUAG
Phytophthora sojae is the source of this 2127-nucleotide messenger RNA. RefSeq lists its product as hypothetical. The record is from RefSeq and is a predicted model, not a curated record. The transcript has 4 exons. The coding region runs from base 1 to 2127 and encodes 708 amino acids. Lineage: Eukaryota; Oomycota; Peronosporomycetes; Peronosporales; Peronosporaceae.